Cyphellophora europaea CBS 101466 is the source of this 1371-nucleotide messenger RNA. RefSeq lists its product as uncharacterized. Bases 1 to 1371 code for a protein of 456 amino acids. NCBI's taxonomy places the organism in Eukaryota, Fungi, Ascomycota, Eurotiomycetes, Chaetothyriales, Cyphellophoraceae. The record is from RefSeq and is a predicted model, not a curated record. The transcript has a single exon.
AUGGCUCCCACUGCCUCAACCCGCUCCAAAAAGCGCCAGGCACAAAAAUUGCAGCCUGGGCUGUCUACGACUUUUGCCAGGGUCUCGAAAACAGUGACGGUCUCCAGAUCCGAUCGGGAGAAAAAUUUCGCGACAAAACAGCCCGGCCUCGAGAAGCUCGCCAUUGAGGAGAAGCAACGAAAAGCGCAGGAGAUCUCGCCUCCGAAAGCAUCGAAGAGCAAGAGAAAGCGAGUCGAGUCUGAGAAUGAAGAGGAAGGAGAAAGCAUUAUCGAGUAUUUCAGCUCGGCGAAACGGGCAAAGGUCCAGCUACCUACGCCGCCCAGGUCUUUGUCCGAGCGUGGAUCCUCCGAAGUUAUCAUCCCAGCUCCGGUGCAGGAGCUGCUGCAGAUCCACAAAGCUUUCGUCAAGGCUUUUGCUCUGCAUCGCGCGCACAAUGGCCCUUCGGCUCCCGCAGAGCUUGGUGUCCUGUUGGAAAGCGUCACGAGACUAUAUCAGAAGCGGGCUGUCGGUGUCCCGGACUUGCAGCGCAUUCUCGCCCUGUAUGAGUCGACCAGGAAGGAUGAGAGUACGAAUGACAGUCUGAGUUGUAGCAAGUCCCCAUUCAAGUUGCUUGUCUCAGGUCUGGGUACGAGCAGACGGCAUCUGGCUGAAUUUGUUGGCUACGAAACGCAAGUAAGGAAACAUGGUCGCCUCACCGAACAGAAGGUAUUCGACUUCAACGAGCAAGGUUUGCAGGCGCAUCUGCAGUCACAAGUGGACCAAGCUUGCUCAGAGGGCACCUUCGAUGGCCCGGUCGAGUCAUACCCUAUCCUCGCAUUUGAAGUGGGAGCCCAAACUGUCGCUCGUCAAGUCAAGGUAUCGGAGACGAAGAAACACAUUUUGGGAGGUCGCAAGCCAGAUCUCGACUUCGGCAAGCUUUCUGUCAAGGACGACUCGGAACCCGAAGCAUCCAAGCAGCAGACUAUUAAGUCGCGUACUCUCUCUCUAUUCGACCGUGUCAAGGCCAAGCAACUCGCAAACUCGGCAGUCAACGUCCCCAGCGCGGAUGCUCUCCGUCGGAAGCACGCAGUUGGCCGUAUCGCGGAAGUCGUUGAGAUUCUGCGCAUGAAGCAGCAGCAGAAGUUGAACGGGUACCGGGGUGCUGGAGUACACGGGAAGGCAUCAUUUUCGUUUCAACAGAUUGUGAAUGAGAUCAAAGCGAGCAUGAGCAUUCCUAUGGGAGAGGACGAGAUCAAGAUGUGCUUGGAGAUAUUGGGCAAGGAGGUCGAAGAUGGAUGGUGUACCAUUUUCGAGCUCGGGCUGACGAAGAGUGUGGUCUUGAUGGGACUGGGGAAGAGCGGCGUUGAGGUUGCAGCGAUGAUCAAAGUCUAA